This is a messenger RNA of Saccostrea echinata, 1991 nucleotides long. Its product is annotated as tetraspanin-7-like. The transcript has 8 exons. Gene Ontology annotation, cellular component: membrane. The record is from RefSeq and is a predicted model, not a curated record. Lineage: Eukaryota; Metazoa; Mollusca; Bivalvia; Ostreida; Ostreidae. Bases 70 to 825 code for a protein of 251 amino acids.
AACAUAAUAUAAACACAGACCUUGAAAGCAGGAACUUGGAAUUAAGUAGGUCAUUAACCAAUUUACCAAAUGGAUCGAGACAGAGCAAAGUCGACCAUGGCUACAACAGCUGCUAUGGGAUGCUUGAAGACUCUUUUGAUGAUUUUCAACUUUAUAUUUUGGGUGACUGGGAUUGCUAUCAUGGCUUUGGGAAUAUGGACCAAAGUUGACCUGUACAAGUACAUGGAACUUUCUUCAAUCUACUACAAAGAUUCUCCAUGGAUUUUGAUUGCUGUGGGUGCUUUGAUAGUGAUUGUUGGAUCAUUUGGAUGUUGCUGUACAGCCAAAGGAAAUGCUGUGUUAUUAUAUAUGUAUGGACUUUUCCUUGUGCUUGUGUUUGCUGUAGAACUUGGAGCAGGUGCAGCAGGGUUUUUCUACAAAGGAAAGCUGGAGCAAGGAUUUAAAGAGGGACUAGAAAAUGCAUUGAAACAGUAUGGAAAUGGAAGCAAAGCCAUGGAUGAGCUGCAGUCCCAGUUGCACUGUUGUGGCAGUGAUAGCUAUCAGGAUUGGUUCAGCACGCCUUGGGAGAAAACAGUGAAUUCAAGUAGAGCUGUGCCUCACUCUUGCUGUAAAGACGCUGUGUGUAACAACUUGAAUGUCAAUGUAAAUGCUACAGAUAUCUACACAGUGGGUUGCUACAACACGGUAGUAGACUUUAUGAAAUCAAACAUGGCUGUUAUAGCUGGAGUGGCAUUUGGUGUUUCUUUCUUCCAGCUACUUGGGGCAUUACUAGCAUGCUGUUUGGCAAAGCGGGUCAGGAAAUCCAAAUAUGAACAGAUGGCUUAGUUGAUAUUCAAAGUUUGUGGUCAACAAGGAUCUGAGUGAUGAUCAAUUUAUUCUCUUAUUUCAUAAAGUGAACAUUCUAGUGCUUUAGUUUGAUUUCAAGUAAAUAAUAGAAUAAUUGAAAGAAAGUGUGAUAUUUGUUAAUGACUGUAACAGUCAAUAUUAUUUGAUGAUGAUAAAAUAAAACCGGUUAUUUUUUGUAUUAAAUGCAUUCCAUAUUGUUUCAGAACUUUAUUAAUGUUGAAUUUCUAUUAGACUGUAAUCUUAACAUGAGUACCUGUUCAUUAAUAUUGUUUUACUGCAUUUUACAACUGCAUUCCUCCUCCUUAUUUCGGUUCACAUCUACCAAGAUUCCUGUGUUAAUGAAUCAUCUUGGGGGGGGGGGGGGGGUUGUCUAUGGAGCUGAUAAAUCAGUUGAUAUAAACAUCACUUGGAACAGGAUCGUAAUUUGUAUGAAGAAAAUAUAAUUAUUUACAUAGAUUAUGAAGUGCUCAAAUCAAACUAUCAUCCAUAAAGACUCCAAGAACUAGAUAGCUACAUCCUUAUAUUUACAAGUUUAUCAAGUGAGAUAUGAGUAAUAUCACAUUUAUUUUACAUAUUUAUGUAUACAAAUCCCUCCUACUUUAUUUAUUUGUUAUUACACAUAUUCAUGCAAGCAAAUAAUUCCAUCACAGAUCUUUUAUUAUAUGGCAACACGUGACAGAUACUUUACUUAUAGGGUAUUAUUGAAGAAAUACUAAUGUAAAUAUUUGAUCUUUAAUUUUUUCCUCAAACUUUACUGUGAUUUUAAAGCUGAAAAUUUUAUGUUUUAAGAUAUUUUUUUUAUCAGAUUUAUUUUACGCUGAACAAUUUUAAGGUUUUUUCCUUUAUGACUGUCUGUACAAAUUUCCUAUCAAGGGCAUACAGAAGAUAUUCUGAAUGAUACUAUGUCAUAUUUAUAAUUUUUAUUGAAAAAAUCUAUGUUUAUGAAAUUCAUGGGAAAAUUUAGAAUAGGGUUGCAUUUGAAGGUCAUCUGGUCAACCCAACAUGAAAGAUAUAGAAGCUACAUUGUUUGUUACUGAAUAUUAUGCUAAUUCAAGAAGGAUGAUUUUUGUUUUUGCUUAUUUUGUUAUUUGGUUUGUUGUUGGCUUUGUCAACUUAAGCAUAUAUAUAUAUAUAUAUAUAUAUAU